Tachysurus vachellii is the source of this 2867-nucleotide messenger RNA. It is a transcript of the gene ggcx, whose product is annotated as gamma-glutamyl carboxylase. Gene Ontology annotation, molecular function: vitamin binding; gamma-glutamyl carboxylase activity. The record is from RefSeq and is a predicted model, not a curated record. NCBI's taxonomy places the organism in Eukaryota, Metazoa, Chordata, Actinopteri, Siluriformes, Bagridae. The transcript is spliced from 15 exons. Gene Ontology annotation, biological process: peptidyl-glutamic acid carboxylation. Bases 117 to 2405 code for a protein of 762 amino acids.
GGUAGGAAACAAAAAUUAAGGGAGUUUAGACAGAACUGCUGCUGUUUGACACGUAGACCAUCGGUUUACGUGUAUAGAGCAUAUCCAAGCGCCGUGAUUUCAACAUCCGGUGCACAAUGGCAGCAGGCACGAACGCAGGUGCUCCAUCUGCUAAGCAGCCCAAAGGAUCAAGUGGAGGAAAUGGAAGUGGAAGAGGCCCACAGGUCAAGAGCCGAAUGCAGAGUCUGUUUGGCUUUGAGAAGGAGGACCUGUCCUCAUGGCACCACUUCGUCUGCCUCCUGAAUCGCCCCACUGACCCGGCAUCGCUUGGGAUCUUCCGCUGCCUCUAUGGUAUGUUGAUGGCUGUGGACAUCACGCAGGAGCGCGGCCUCAGCCACCUGGACUAUAAAUACCUAGACGGGGCUCCUGUGUGCCGUUUCCCUCUCUUCAACUUCCUGGAGCCUCUGCCUAUGGACUGGAUGUAUCUUGUCUAUCUGGUGAUGUUCCUUGGCGCUGUUGGUAUCAUGCUUGGCUGUUUUUACCGCCUCUCCUGCCUCAUGUUCAUCUCCACCUACUGGUACGUUUUCUUCCUGGACAAAACGGCUUGGAACAAUCACUCGUACCUCUACGGGCUCAUCGGCUUCCAGCUCAUGCUGAUGGACGGCAACAGAUACUGGUCAAUUGACGGCCUCCGUAACCCCAGGAAGAAAAACGCGCAUGUGCCGUUGUGGAAUUACACUUUACUCAGAACGCAGAUCUUCAUAGUCUACUUCAUUGCUGGGGUAAAGAAGCUGGAUGCUGAUUGGGUGGAAGGUUACUCCAUGAAAUAUCUGGCUCAUCACUGGCUUUUCGACCCUUUUAAGGUGAUAUUGCCUGUGGAGUGGGUCAGUCUGAUGGUGGUCCAUGGUGGAGGUCUCAUCCUGGAUCUCUCGGCCGGCUAUCUGCUGUUUUUCGACACCACUCGGCCGUUUGCCUUUUUCUUUGUCAGCUACUUUCACUGCAUGAACUCGCAGCUGUUUGAGAUCGGAAUGUUUCCCUACACCAUGCUGGUUACGAGUCCCCUAUUCUGCUACGCCGACUGGCCCAGGCGCUUCUUCAGCCACUUCCCAGAGUUCCUUUGGCCUGUCCUGCCCACUGUGACUCCGCCUCCCCAACCAAGCGCCUCAUGUCUGUACCCAAGUCUGUCAAGCGGCUCAACCGAGCGAGCAGACACACAGACAGUUCCGAAACCCUCCACAAAACGCUUUAGACACAAAAUAGCUGCCAUCUUCACCAUGCUGUACAUCACGGAGCAAUUUUUCUUGCCCUAUUCCCAUUUCAUUACAAAAGGCUACAAUAACUGGACUAACGGACUGUACGGCUACUCGUGGGACAUGAUGGUUCACUCUCGCACUCACCAGCAUGUUAAAAUCACCUACAAAGACGGAGUAACAGGAGAGAUCGGCUACCUGAACCCUGGGGUUUUUACACAGAGUCGGAGAUGGAAGGAUCAUGGAGACAUGCUGAAACAGUACGCUGCCUGUCUAAGUCGCACUCUACCCCAUUACAACAUCAGCAAGCCCCAGAUUUACUUCGACAUCUGGGUGUCCAUUAAUGACCGCUUCCAGCAGAGGAUAUUUGACCCCCGUGUUGAUAUCGUGAAAGCAGACUGGUCUCCGUUCCGUACCAACCCGUGGCUCAUGCCGCUGCUGGUCGAUUUGUCCCCAUGGAGGACGAAGUUUCAAGAGAUUGAAGGGACACUGGAUAACCAGACAGAGGUGGUUUUUAUAGCUGACUUCCCAGGCCUGCAUCUAGAGAACUAUGUGAGUGAGGAUCUGGGGAACACCAGUGUUCAGGUACUGCAGGGUACCGUGAACGUGGAGAUAGUGAACGAGAUGAAGAACUACACACUCAUUCCAGGGGAAAAGAUGCAGCUUCCUGCUGGAGCAUAUCACAAAGUGUACACCAUGAACGAUAUCCCGUCCUGCUACAUGUACAUCUACGUGAACACCACCGAAGCAGCGCUGCAGAAGAACUUAACCAAGCUUAUGGAGCUUAAGGAGAAAGUCCUCAACGGGACAGAGACAGAGCCUCUCCCCCCAGAGUUGCAGCCACUUAUAACCGGUGUUGAUGAUGAUGGGUCAGAGGUCAACGCCACAGACCCACUGGUACGGCUCUUCCUCAAGCGUCAAAAGCGCAUACAGGAGGUGAAAAAGCGACGAGAGGCGCCCCUAGUCGAAAGGUUCAACCGAUUUGCCACGAAAAAAUACUACAUGAUCCGACGAGGGUUUCUAAUGACUGCCAUUGCCAUGAGAAACCUGGCCUUCGGUUUGCCUCCUGUGGAACAGCUCAAGAGAGAAGUGGACUACGCCAACAUGAAGGAACCUGAGACCUACGUCAACCAAAACGAGCAGGUCAAAGCAGAGAUGGGACACGGAGAGCUGUGACAUCACGCAUGGAUGCUAUUAAACUCUUGGGAACAUUUUCCCAAGGUCUGUGAAAAGGUGUACGGUUAUAAUAGCGUUCAAAUUCCAUUAGCAGAACACAAAUCCAAUUUAGACUACAUAUUAGGUUUAAUUUCUGUAUUAUUUCAGAAAAUGAAAUCAGGUACAUUUUUGUUACUGAAUUAAAUUAAAGAUAAGUUCUUAACGUUAAGUGAUUUCAUGCCCAAAACAUUAACUGUUACACACUAUGCAAACUAAACAAUGUAUUAUCCCAGGAUAGAUUGUGGGAAAUCUCAUUGUGCUGCUGUAUUUUUAUCCUUUAAUAAGCUUCCAUAUGGGUUAGCUGGUUUGUUUACACGUGAAAUCCCCUUGAAGCAGUUCAUGUGAGCGUUGAUGAACAAAUUUUUAAAUAUACAAGAUAAUUUUUUUAAAUAAAAACAACGAAGCGUAAAGUUCAGAAUUCUU